AUGAAUGUGCUACGAUGGCUCGUGUUGAUGCUCUGUUUCAUGUUGAGUACAAGCCUCUGGGGAUCUCAAGACGACCAUCCGCUGCAGCAGAGAACGUGGCAUCCAGUCAGAGCGCAUGAAGGGGAGGAGAGGUCAGGUGGGAGGUCCACUGGGAGGUCCACCAUUGAACCGCCGCAGCUGCUGUCGGACAUGGAUUCGGUUUCUUACACCAUGUUCACCGACGGGAUCAGAGUGACCAUGUCGCACCCUCAGGGACUCACCAUCUUGUACUCCGUCUCCCCAUCUCCAGACCCGGACUGCAACUUUCAAGGCCAGCGAGUGGGGCAGGAGUACUCGGGGCCGUUCGAAGUGUGUAUCGAUCCUCCUCUCAGCGUGGUACGAGCAGUUGCGUGCGAUUUCACGAGCGACGUACAGUCGUCUGUUGCAGAGCUGAAACUCUCCACCUCUCAGGUCCACCCGCCCCUGCCCAACAGACCGAUCCUGCACACCCUCCAGCCCGGCAGCUGCUCGCUCAAGGAUGGGUUGGAAGAGUGCAGUAUCCCGAGAGGAGCGGAGGAGCUGAAGCUGCUGGUCAUGACGACGGACUUCGAGUGCAACAACGCCAAGUUCGUGACUGCGCUGGACUGCGAGCAGAACGAGUUCCAGUGGGUCCCUAUGAGACAGUGCGAGACAGCCAGCACGCUGCGUCCUUGCAUCGAGAUCUUCUACACGACCGAUGGAUCGGACCCGACCAACUCCUCCUCGAGGAAGAUUUACGAUAUCUCCAUGGGCAUUUCGCUGCGAGAGGGAAGGGCAGAGGUGAGAGCGGUCACGCUGAGGGAUCGGAGGAGGUACGACGAGCAGACUUGUCGUUGCUGCUGCUCAGCCACCUCCUGCUCCGUGGCUGGUCCCGUAGCAACGAAGAUCCUGGAAGUGAAGCUCUCUCCUCAGAGCCGCAACCCCCUCCUUGGCAGUCCUGACGUUCGCUUCCUCGUUGGGACCCCGUUUGCUGUGUUUGAGUCGCAGUACUACAGUGAGAGGUUGAGGUGGAGGACGAAGGCCGCGGACGCCCUAGGGCUCUUCAAUCAGGAGAUGGGGGACUGGAGGAGGAUAAAGGGAGUGUGCAUCUGCUCGCAGGAGGUGGGCUGCCUCGAUCCGGGGAUCGCGUUGGGCAACAGCAUGGAGAGCGCGCUGGGGAGUGAGAUCUGCUUUCACGCUCGAGAGGGAGGAAACAAGACGGAAGUCUCUUUCUUCAUCACCUCCGCUGGUAUGUGCACCAGCGGCUCCUCUCGAGAUACCUGCAUCUCCAACUCCUCCUGCGGUAUGAGCGGACUGUGCGACUUGAAGCCUACGUCAUGGCUCCUUGCUUAUGCCCGACUCCAGAACCGUGACAAGGAGACGAUGGACAAGUUGCGGCUUAUGGAUGUCGAGCAGGCGGAGGUGACGGAGCAUCUCGAUCUCUCAGCUGUGGAGCAGGAGCUUGGUCUAGCCAACAACUCUGUGCUCUCUCUCGCUAGCUUCUUUGCCGCCCUCCUCCUCGUGUCUGCCUGCGUGUAUGCCGGAAGGAGGUGGUGGAGGACGAAGUGCUUGAACUUGGGGCCAGCGAUCCGGUCGAGGGGACGAGCAGUGGUGGCGAGUGUGUCGAGGAGUCGCGAGCAGAAGCGACUGAAACGUCACGCCCAGUUCACUAGGAUGCAGGAGAGCGCAGAAAUGCUGUCGCAGCACUCGGCAAGCGAGAGCACGGAGGACGGGUACCCAGUGGGGGAAGAGAACGGGUCCUCCUCGCUGUGGGCGACCAAGAAGCUGCUGGGGUUCAAGAAGACUUCUGCUCUGCUCCCUCCAUUCCCGUCCUACCUCACCACUGAGGUCCUUGCGCAGCCCAUGGGCAUAGCGAGCUUGUCCCCGGCGUCGGCAGAGGAAGAGGACGAGGGUGGUGGAGACAUUGAGAACGGGUGGGGAGACUUCUCGGAGCCCCUCCGACGUGAACUUGUGGGGUCGGUGAAGGACGUCAUGGUAGAGGUGGAGUACGAUGGUGAAGCGGUGUCCCUCCGCCAUCACACGCUUGAGCAGCGUCUGUUCUUCACCAACAGGAGCGAGACGACCGUGUUUGAGUUCUCCUGCAAGGCUGCUGUUCCCAAGUACAUGCAGGUGCAAAUCACUCCGCCAACGAACAGCACGAUCGCUCCCGGCGGGGAAGUCAAUCAGACGCUGAGGAUCGCUGGAGUAGACAAGACAAAACCUAUCAAGGUCAGACUGAAAGUUGAAUUCACUGGAAGCGAAGGAGCUGUUGGCGAGACCAUAGACAUGCACUUGACAUAA
Molecule: messenger RNA, 2298 nt
Organism: Guillardia theta CCMP2712
Lineage: Eukaryota; Cryptophyceae; Pyrenomonadales; Geminigeraceae
Gene: AP1G2
Product: Adaptor protein complex 1 subunit gamma 2
Exons: 7
Coding region: 1-2298 (765 amino acids)
Biological process (GO): intracellular protein transport; vesicle-mediated transport
Source: RefSeq, a predicted model, not a curated record